Messenger RNA from Zeugodacus cucurbitae (melon fly), 3618 nucleotides. RefSeq names its product ion transport peptide-like (gene ITP). Gene Ontology annotation, molecular function: neuropeptide hormone activity. The coding region runs from base 1624 to 2034 and encodes 136 amino acids. The record is from RefSeq and is a predicted model, not a curated record. NCBI's taxonomy places the organism in Eukaryota, Metazoa, Arthropoda, Insecta, Diptera, Tephritidae. Gene Ontology annotation, biological process: circadian rhythm. The transcript has 4 exons. Gene Ontology annotation, cellular component: extracellular region.
GUUGCUUGCGUGCAACAACGUUGAAAGCGACGCGCCCUGAGUGUGUGCAACGGAAGUGGGAAAGUGCGAGCGUACGCAGCCAAACACACACACACAUUUUAUGUAAAGAAAAAUUAAAGAAAAAAAUUGCUAAAGCUAAAAUAAAAAUAAAAGCUUCUUCUGUACGCUGUGUCAACCUUUUUUUUUGUGUCGUCGAGUGUAGCGAAAAUCAUUUUCUUUGAAAAUUUAUUGCAGUCCAUGAGCGGUUAGUCUGUCUGUCUAUAUCUGUUGGAUACAGUCGGCGCACUUGCACAAUUUUGAGCGACGACAUUGGAAUUUCGUUAAGAAAGAAAUCAAAUAAAAACACACGAAAAUACGAAAAUAAAUAAAAAAAAAAAAUAAAACGUAAAUGUCUGGGAACUUCGGCGUCGCGCUACAAAAAAUAUAUUUAAUUGCUUAUUUUUAUAAGCUAUAAAGUUGUUGCGGAUUAAAAAUAGUCAACGUAAAAUGGCUAAGACGCCGAGGGGAAGAGCCAACGCAUACAUAUAUUGACUGUUGCAAUUGUUGCUAGUUGCGCUUGUAGUCACCCGCAUAAAUCCAACAAUACCAACAAUAAGAGCAAGUGACAUUUACAAAUGUAUAAGUGCAAGCUGUAUGAGUUUAAAAGUGCACAUGUGAAGCAGACAACGAACAUACUCGUCGUCUACAACAAACAAAAUUGAAUGCUCCUCCGCACUCCGAUACAGCAACAACAACGAAUCGGGAAGUGCGCGAUGUUCAAGACUUUGAUUUACGCAAUUUUCGUACGUAAGAAAAGUACUUCCGCUGCGGAAAACAACAACAACAACAACAACAACAUACAAGAUAACAACAACAAUAACAUUGGACACAACACUAAUAUUAUCGUUGGCAUUCUUAUAGGCGUUGCCAUUGCAAUUUUAAACGCCAACACUCAUUCAUCGACGCCUGCAUACCGCACAAUCGCCGCUUAAGUGCAACACGAGUAGUCCGUUAUAAUACGAGUACUCGUCGAAGUUCAGCACCCCAAGGAAGUUGCAUACGGUUUGCUUACGUUGCUUCGUUGCUUUUUGCAUUCAAAAAGCCAAAAAAAAAAUCAACUUGAUGUAUCAGCUGUACCAAUUGUAUCAACGCACACAUAAGGAUUUGACAAAAGUUCAUACAAAAUGGCGAUUAACAAUCACACCACCCGAUCGACGACAAGAGAAGCGCUACGAUAAACGUUACGAAGUGAGUGUCAACGAGUGAGUUGAAUUGAAAUUCACAACGAAAAAUAUAUAUCAAAUUUAUAUACAAAUAUUUAAGCAGUUUUAUGCGAAAUUAGUGCUUAAGAAGCGCAAAAAAAAAUAUUAUCAGUGUUGGUGCAGUUCAAAAGCGUAGUAUAGUGUGGCAAAAUACUACAGAAAUAGUAGUGUAAGGUGUGUAGUAUAUUCCCAAAAAUUAUUGGUUAAAAAAUUAUUGAUUUAUAAUAAAGUCUAGCGUUAAUUAUAUGCUAUUCUUUUAAUAUUUGCUGUCAACUUACCACUAGUGUUAGUGCAUAAUACAAGAAAGCGUGGCUUUGAACUGCGCCUUUUGAAAUCUUAAGAGUUUCUUAAUAUUCAACAAAAAGUCAGCACAAUUUUCCACAUGUGGCAUCCACUUGCACGAGAUCUGGCUUCACUACUACACGAAGCAGUGCAAUACACACGCAACUUGGUUGCGUCUAAGAUGUGUUCCCGCAACAUUAAGAUCUCGGUGGUGCUGUUUCUUGUCUUGAUUCCACUUAUCACAGCUUUGCCACACAACAAUCACAAUUUGUCAAAGCGAAGCAAUUUCUUCGACUUAGAGUGCAAAGGCAUCUUCAACAAAACAAUGUUCUUCCGGUUGGAUCGCAUUUGCGAAGACUGCUAUCAACUUUUCCGCGAGACAAGUAUACACCGACUAUGCAAGCAAGAUUGCUUCGGUUCACAAUUCUUCGCCGCCUGCGUUGAGGCACUACAAUUGCACGAGGAAAUGGACAAAUACAACGAAUGGCGCUUCACACUCGGCAAGAAGUAAGCGGUGCCAUUCGACUAAGUUCAGCUAAUUUCUUUGUUGACGACCGGCGGAUGAUGUUCAUAUGCAUUGGUUGCAAUGUGUGGCAUGUAGUAUGUGCAUAAUGUGGAUUGUGCGUUUGUGUUGGCUUUUUGAAGAUGAAGAGAAUACGACGACUUGGACUGGAACACUGAUAAUUGUUAAAUAAAAUAAUGGAAGGAGAUAAAUGAAAUUAAUGUUUAACUGUAUAACGAAAAUGGCAAUGUGAUCCUGUUGAUGAAAAACGCCGAUAAUGAUUAGAGUGAUGAUGACUACGAUGACGAUGACGACACUGGCAGCUAAGCAUGAAUAUAGAUUAUGGAGUAAUGGAAUACUGAAAACAAAAAAAAAACCGUUAUGGAAUUUUAUAAUAAAUUUUUAUUAAAACAAAAUACUUAGAAAGAACUAAGAAAAAACACACAUACAUAUUAUCAAUGGAAAUUUAAUGAAAUAAACAAAAGUAUUUAGCACAAAUGAAUAAAACAAUUACAAUUACAAUUACAAUUUAAAAACUAAACUAACUGUUUCAAAUUGCUCGUUGAUGUACUUUGAUGUCUGCAUAAAGCAAAUUUUUAGCAAAAUAAAUACAAAAAUUAAAAAAAAAAUUAAUUGAAAUCAAAAUCCAAAUGAAUAUACACACAAUUACUAUACAUAGCUAUUUUUCAUGAAUUAAAACUUAGUUUAUGCACAAAAAUGUUAAAUGUAAAAAAAAAUUAUUUGAAAAAAAUGGGAGUUUUGAAUAAAAUACAAUGUGUGUGUAGUUUUUCGCUUGCGUUUACUAUAUCCGUCUCCAGUGGUUAAUUUUAAAGCUUUCAUGUUUAAAAAAAAAUAUUUACAAAAAAACAAAAAAUAAAAAUAAUUUCAGCCUUAAAAUACUCCAUUUACCAAAAAAAAAAUGUCAGCAGAAAACGAAUAAAUAAAUGCAUAUAAAGCUAAAAUCCGAUUGCAUGCAAAUUAAAUUUAAAUGCAACAAAUCGAUUUAAUCGAUCUUAACGAAACCGUUAACAAAAAACAACAAACAAAAGCGACCAAUACAAAACUAUAACAGAAACACACAAACAAGUAUUUUAAAUGUCUGAUGUAAAUAGUUGAUUCAUUUUUAGUUUUUUAUUUUCGAUUAUUAUUUUGUAAUAAUUUGUAAUUAUAUUUAUAUUAAUAUAAUUAUAUUAUUGAUAUGUUAAAAUUUAACUAACGUAAAUUAUUGAUUAUGUGCUAUAAGUAGUAGCUAUCGAAUCGUGAGGUUUUAAUUUUUUACAAUUUAAUAACUUUACAUACAUACACAUAAAUAUAUGCGAAAUAUACAAAUGAAUUGUAUUGAAAACAUAAAAGUAUUUUUAAUUUGUAAAUUAUUUUUGCAAUAAUAUGCUUAAGUUAUUUUUAUUACUAAUUAUAUACAUACAAAACAUACAUACCUACAUAUAUAUAUGAUAUAUUGUACUAUCGUUACGAUGAUUUUUUUUAUACUGUGCAAAUAAUAUGAUAACAAAAUAACAAUAAAAACACAACAACUCCACACAUAAGCUCAUAUGUAAAUUCAAUAGACCACAAACGACGGAAAGUAUGUAUGUA